AUGGCUUCUUCAUCCCAUUAUCAUUAUCAUAAAGAUGAUGAUGAUGAGAUCGAUCUUGAUACUCCUUAUGAAGAAUUUUAUAACAAUUGUGCUCUCGUACAAGAACCAGAAGAGAGACAACGCCGUAAUGUUCAUGAAAGACACCGGGAAGAAGGCCACACCUUACUUUGGAAUGAUUAUUUUGCCGACAAUCCAACUUACUCUCCCGCUCUUUUCCGCCGACGGUUUAGAAUGAACAAAAGUUUGUUCCUGCGUAUUGUGAAUCGUUUCUCAACAGAGAUUCCGUAUUUUCGACUAUCAGAAGAUUGUACCGGACGGACAAGUCUCACACCUCUACAAAAAUGUACUGCAGCAAUUCGACAAUUGGCAUACGGUGCUGCGGCGGACUCGGUGGACGAAUAUAUCCGUCUAGGCGAAUCGACAGCUCGAAAAUGUUUGCACAAAUUUACCGCCGGAAUAAUAACCUUGUUUGGUGAAGAAUAUCUACGACGUCCAACACAGGACGAUCUGCAAAGACUAUUACAUAUCGGAGAACAACGUGGAUUUCCGGGGAUGCUUGGAAGCAUCGACUGUAUGCAUUGGGAGUGGAAGAAUUGCCCCACGGCUUGGAAAGGAAUGUACUCACGAGGAACCGGAAAACCGACAAUUGUGUUGGAGGCGGUAGCUUCGUAUGACCUAUGGAUAUGGCACGCGUUUUUUGGAGCACCAGGUACUAUGAACGAUUUAAAUAUUCUUGAUCGAUCACCUGUUUUUGACGAUAUUAUUAAUGGCAUCGCGCCAGAAGUGAACUUCUAUGUUAAUGAUAAUCAGUACCAUUUCGGAUAUUAUCUCACUGAUGGUAUUUAUCCGAAAUGGGCGGCUUUUAUUCAAUCUAUCCGACUACCACAAAAUCAGAAGCAUUCAUUAUUUGCUCAAACCCAAGAAUCAGUUCGAAAAGAUGUCGAGCGUGCCUUCGGAGUCCUUCAGGCUAGAUUUGCCGUUGUCAAAAAUCCGUCAAAGUUAUGGGAUAAAGAGAAAAUAGGAAAUGUUAUGAGAGCAUGUAUCAUACUCCAUAAUAUGAUUGUCGAAGAUGAACGGUCAUCAUUCACCCAGUAUAACAAAUUUGAGUUUCAACCAAGAGAAGUUCCGGAUACGUUUACCGUCAACAUGCCUUCGAAUAUCAGUGAAAAUGACAAAGUUGUAUUGUUUCCAAAUGUGGAUAAGGUAGAGGAAUGUCGAGUCCAAGAGAAGCUCAUCCCAAAUGAGGUGUACCCGAUGAUAAGGAUCCAGUCUUGCAAGCCCCAUUCUCCAUAA
Molecule: messenger RNA, 1293 nt
Organism: Brassica napus (rape)
Lineage: Eukaryota; Viridiplantae; Streptophyta; Magnoliopsida; Brassicales; Brassicaceae
Product: putative nuclease HARBI1
Exons: 2
Coding region: 1-1293 (430 amino acids)
Source: RefSeq, a predicted model, not a curated record